AUGGCAAUUAAAACCAACAUUCCCUUCACUGCAGACUAUGUUAUUAUCGGAGGCGGCACUGCAGGCUUGACACUCGCCUCACGACUGUCAGAAAACUCCACCGAAUCCAUUGUGGUUCUGGAGGCUGGUAGUAACUUGCUCGAGGAUCCCAGGGCUGCUCUGGGCAAUCGGGUUAUCAAGGAACCACAGGGGAAGCUCCUGGGCGGUCCUUCAGGGCCACUCAAGGUCUCCUUUCCUGCUGCAAUUCAGGAUCCCUUGUGCAGGGCAUGGGUGGACACAUUCAAGGCCACGGGGCAUGGAAUUACAGCAGACCCCUUCUCCGGUAAGUCCACUGGUGGCUACAGCAACCUUUCCGCCGUGGAUAGUGAGACAAAAACACGGAGUUACGCCGCAAGCGCGUAUGGCCGCUCACCUAUGGAGCGACCAAAUGUGCAUAUUGUCACUGAAGCACUUGUACAGAGGAUCCUCUUUAAGGGGUUAAAGGAAUCGAGUGUAACUGCCGGUGGUAUCGAGGCUGUUAUACAAGGCGAGAUUCACACUAUUACUGCCAACAAGGAAGUUAUUGUGUGUGCGGGAGCUCUAAACACUCCAAAGCUUCUCGAACUCUCUGGGAUUGGGAAUAAGGAGAUUCUACACCAAUAUAAUAUCCAUGUGGUUGUGAAUAGCCCUAGCGUGGGCGAGAAUCUGCAGGACCAUUUAAUGAGCGGAAUCAGCUUCGAAGUGGUUAAUGGAGUUGUAACAGGAGACCCGCUCUUGCGUCAAGAACCGGAGGCUGUGCAGGCAGCUAUGCAGCUUUAUAUGGAGCAUAAAACAGGGCCAAUGACUAUUAGAGGCGUGCAGUCCAGUUCCUACAUGCCUCUUGUUUAUUUCCAGGGACAGAACAUGCUCCUUGGACCCUUCCGCGUACCCUCCUUGGAGAACCUCUAG
This is a messenger RNA of Aspergillus tanneri, 927 nucleotides long. RefSeq lists its product as uncharacterized. Bases 1 to 927 code for a protein of 308 amino acids. Gene Ontology annotation, molecular function: oxidoreductase activity, acting on CH-OH group of donors; flavin adenine dinucleotide binding. Lineage: Eukaryota; Fungi; Ascomycota; Eurotiomycetes; Eurotiales; Aspergillaceae. The record is from RefSeq and is a predicted model, not a curated record. The transcript has 4 exons.